ACCUUAUAAACUGUGAAAAGUUAAUCGUUUUUGAAUUCCAUAAGUUUAAAUUAUGACUAUUCAAAAUUUUAUUCAAUUUAUAUGGCGGGCUUAUGGCAUUCAAUAACAUUAUUUAUGUGAAAAUGUCAUAUGCCCAACCUUAUGAACCAGAAAGUAGUAUGGCGAACAACAGUAAACAAGUGAAGGAGCGGCCUUCAACAGAUUCCAGGUUUUUAACAAUAUUUUUAGUUUUUGCGUUUUGUUUUAAUAUAAAUUUGUUUCACAGGUUAAGUAAAUGUUUUCUCUGCCGCAGCUGCCCAAAAACUAUGCCUCGUUGUAGUCGUACAAACGGCAGCAGCGACAACUCGUUCGACGGCUCGCAUCGGUUUUCGUUUGUGCUGCACAAAAUUUUCGGCACCGUGCUGGUCAUCGAGGAGUGGUAAUCUUCGUUGAGUCUUCAGGCAAGGAUGAGCGUGCUGUGUCGGUUCGCGUUGAGAAAGGUCAAUGGCAUCAUCUGUACGGACACUUUGGGUUGCAGUAUUGACGACAUCGACGUGGUAAUCUCGUACGAAAUCGACCGGAUCGGGCGAACGAGUCGUGCCGGAAACCGGGUACCUUCAUCACGAUGCUGAUCGACUAGAAGCUGGACUAGCAGCUGGAGCCGAUCGAAAUCCAUUCGAAAACCGAGGAGGAAUACGCCGUGAUGUACUCGGCUGUGCUGAUUGACCUGUGCUAAGGGUGCGAAGCCCUGGAUCUGAAAAAGCAAACGAUCAAGAAGAUUCGCAGCGAAAUGUUGAUCGCUAGCAUGACCAAGGUGAACCUGCUUAGCAAGCUGAAGGAUCGCGUCGACAUUGAUCCGGCCCUUCCUGCGAAAUGUUCCACGUUAUACUUUUUCAGCCAAUGACAUAUUAAUGUAAUUUUGGUGAAAUAAAUAAAUAUAUUUAUAUGUGCAUUGUGCAAUCAUUAAUUUAGUUUUAAUUUAAACAACAACAAAAAAAUCACAUUCAAAAGAUAACUAUAUAAAAACCAAAUACUGUGUGUUUAUCAUAUUCAUAAGUUUUUCUUAUGAAAGCAAAAAUUGCUCAUACAACAAAUUCAUAAGAUUUGCUUAUGGAAACAAAUGAUUCAAAAAUCCAAUAAAAUCUAUAAGGUUCGCUUAUGGAAAAAAUCUAUAUGGCAUCCUUAUGGC
Molecule: messenger RNA, 1168 nt
Organism: Culex pipiens pallens (northern house mosquito)
Lineage: Eukaryota; Metazoa; Arthropoda; Insecta; Diptera; Culicidae
Product: probable ATP-dependent RNA helicase Dbp73D
Exons: 2
Coding region: 447-611 (54 amino acids)
Source: RefSeq, a predicted model, not a curated record